CUGGCAACCAGUUCAGGGUGUUCCCGGCCUCUUGCCCGAUGACAGCUGGGAUGGGCUCCAGCACCCUCGUGAGGAUAAACGGCUUAGAAAAUGGAUGGAUUGUUUCUUUGACAACGUGUACUUUUCAGUUGGUAGAUUCUUCAGAUACCUGACAAACUCACGAUGUCUUUGAACGCAUCGCCGCGAUGCCGGAACUACCGUCACCGGCCAGGAGUUAACGAAGCUAACGAGGCUAACGACUACCAGCGGGUGUGCUACAUAAGAUUGCGUCGUUGCCAACCCGUUGUCGUAAUGUGCCCGACGGCCACUUAACCUUACAAACCUGUUGACUGUGGAAUUGUAUGAGCCCCGCGGUCAGCUAGUAUUGGGCGUUCUGAAGAACUAAGAAGUUAUUUUGUGUGUCGACAAGCAAGUGAGUGAUCGAGUGGCAUGCUGGAUGUGGGGAAGUGGCCAGUGUUUGCCUUCCUUCCGCCUGAGGAGCUCGGCCUCAUCCGGCAGGCGUGCGUUUUCGGAAGCGGCGCCAGCGAAGCCCUCUAUGUCACUGUCAACGACGAGGUCUUCGGUCUGGGCACCAAUUAUAGCAGCUGCUUAGGUCUCGGCGACCUGCAGAGCACCAUCGAGCCGCGCAGGAUCGAUAUCCUCUGCGGGAAGAAGAUCGUGUCCCUCAGCUAUGGAACCGGACCACAUGUUGUCAUUGCCACUUCAGAUGGUGAAGUGUACGCAUGGGGCCACAAUGGCUACAGUCAGUUGGGCAAUGGGACUACAAUCCACGGGCUAAUCCCUGCCCUGGUCUCCACCAACCUUCAGAACAAGAAGGUUACUGAAGUGGCCUGUGGCUCCCACCACACUAUUGCCCUCACCACAGAAGGAGAGGUGUAUGCAUGGGGCUACAACAAUUCGGGGCAGGUGGGAUCGGGGUCCACUGCCAACCAACCCACGCCGCGCCGGGUCAGCAGCUGCCUCCAGAGCAAAGUAGUGGUCAACAUCGCCUGUGGGCAGCUAUGCUCCAUGGCUGUGCUGGACAAUGGGGAGAUCUACGGUUGGGGCUACAACUGCAAUGGCCAGUUAGGUUUGGGCAACACCGGAAACCAGCAGACACCGUGCCGAGUCGCCGCUCUCCAGGGAGUCAAAGUUAUCCAGGUGGCUUGCGGCUACGCUCACACACUGGCGCUCACCGAUGAUGGCUUCAUUUACUCCUGGGGCGCCAACUCGUACGGGCAGCUGGGCACCGGCAAUAAGAACAAUUACUCUCUUGCCACGCUGAUUAGCACCGACAAGGAGAGGAUCGUGGAGGUGGCGGCGUGCCACACCAGCCAUACGUCCGCCGCUAAAACGCAGAGCGGCCAGGUGUUAAUGUGGGGCCAGUGUCGCGGUCAGGUGGUGACUAACCCGCACGUCACGCACUUCAGCUGCACCGAUGACGUCUUUGCUUGCUUCGCCACGCCCGCCGUUACAUGGCACCUCCUCACUGUAGAUGGUGAUGACUACCUGACUGUCGCACAGUCGUUGAAAAAAGAGUUUGACAGCCCUGAGAUCUCCGACCUGAAGUUCCUAGUGGAUGGGAAGUGGAUCCAUGUGCACAAAGCGCUGUUAAAAAUCAGGUGUGAACAUUUUCGCGUGCUGCUGAACGAAACCGACGAGGACACCAUUGAAAUCCACCAGUUCCCCUUCCUGGUGUACCGAGCCUUCCUGGAGUAUCUCUACACCGAUUCUAUAAACCUGCCACCGGAGGAUGCUGCCUGCUGGACCUGGCCACUUUUUACCGCGAGAGCAGGCUCAAGCGACUGUGCCAGGAGACCAUCAAGAGGGGCAUCUCGGAGGAAAAUGCCAUCACUCUGCUCUCGGCCGCUGUCAAGUACGAGGCCCGGACAGGGCCACCUUCAUCUUUUUAGGACCUGGAGGAGUUCUGCUUCAAGUUCUGCGUCAACCACCUGACAUCUGUCACACAGACGCAGGCCUUCGCCGAGAUGGACCACAACCUGCUCAAGAACUUUAUUAGCAAAGCCAGCCGCCACGGGGCCUUCAGAAACUGACACCCUCCCAAGGCCCUCCUCCCUUACUCGUAAUGACGACACUUGAUUUCCAUGUUUGGCAGUCCAACACAGACUAAAAUGAAUGAAGGCCUUUCGGUUCUUCAAAGAUGAGCAGGCAGAAGGUUGACUUGUCUUUUAUGUCUACGUUUUCACCAGUUUAGUUUGCUGUGGUGGUACACACCUUUUCGUGUAAAUAUUUGGGAACAAUAGGUGCCAGGGUACUUCUGGGUGGCAGAAAGCGAGUGAAUACCGCUAAUCUAAACUGAUGACAAAAACUUGAUGUUGCAACGCCAGAUAAUACCCCGAAAAGAUUACCGAUAAUUCAACGUAGCUGGUGGGUGAGAAGGAUAAAUAGAGUGGAUGUCGCAAAUCUUUGUGCUGAGAAGCUUGCAAGGUGCCUCACAGGUAUGUAUAAAAUGUUUGCUGAAAAUGAACUGUCUCUGAUUAAUUUCCCUGGAAGUAACGGCUAGCCUGCUAUUUAACGUCAGCACUGAAGCAUGUCAUCCAUUUCAUUUUAAAAAGAGUGUCACCAUUAAUCUGAGCACCAGAUAAAGUCAUUUAUUUACUGACAAAAUUUCCACCGCGUCUA
This is a messenger RNA of Syngnathoides biaculeatus (alligator pipefish), 2622 nucleotides long. It is a transcript of the gene rcbtb2, whose product is annotated as regulator of chromosome condensation (RCC1) and BTB (POZ) domain containing protein 2. The transcript is spliced from 12 exons. Gene Ontology annotation, molecular function: protein binding. The record is from RefSeq and is a predicted model, not a curated record. NCBI's taxonomy places the organism in Eukaryota, Metazoa, Chordata, Actinopteri, Syngnathiformes, Syngnathidae. Bases 430 to 1935 code for a protein of 501 amino acids.